Molecule: messenger RNA, 561 nt
Organism: Lathyrus oleraceus (garden pea)
Lineage: Eukaryota; Viridiplantae; Streptophyta; Magnoliopsida; Fabales; Fabaceae
Exons: 1
Coding region: 1-561 (186 amino acids)
Biological process (GO): proteolysis
Molecular function (GO): aspartic-type endopeptidase activity
Source: RefSeq, a predicted model, not a curated record
AUGCCUACCUGUGCCAAGUUCAUGAAGGACAUCAUUUCUAAGAGGCAGACCAUUGACACAAACCCAAUUAUUCUAACCGAAACUUGUAGUGCUAUUUUGCAGGGUAUGAAAAUUCCAACGAAGAAGAAAGAUCUAGGAGUUGUCACCAUCCCAUGCACCAUUGGAGAUAGGUCAUUCAAAAAAGCUCUUAUUGAUUUAGGAGCUAGUGUGAGUCUCAUGCCUUUAUCCAUUUACAAGAAAUUGGGUAUAGGGGUUGUGCAAGAUACUAGGAUGACACUUCAAUUUGCUGACUAUUCGGUAAAGAAACCUUAUGGGAUAGUUGAUGAUGUUAUGGUGAAGAUUGACAAGUUUGUAUUCCCGGUGGAUUUUGUGAUUCUAGAAAUGCCUGAGGAUGAAAAGAUUCCUCUCAUUCUUGGGAGACCCUUUUUAGAGACCAGAAGAUGUUUGAUCAACAUAGAGGAAGGUACUAUGACUUUGAAGGUCUAUGAUGAGGAAUUAAAAAUUGAUGUUCGAAACACCAUGAAAUACAAAUAUGAUAUUGGCACUAGUCAUACAAUAUAG